GUUGAUUAUAAUAAGGCAUGGCGGUAAAUUGACUCGUGGGCCGCCCCGGUGAAUAGGUGACAAUGUACAUACUACCGGUUACGCCUGUAAUGUAGAUACACUGAGACGACAUGUAGAAAGGGAUGGAAAAGUAUUGCCCCUUGUGCGCAGGAAAAGGAUUGAAGAAACAGCUUAAAGCAUUUCAGCUUAAUCUCACUGAAGCUGUAUGGUUGUGCGAAUCCGAAGAGUGUGAAUGGCCCUAUGGACACGAGGACUUUAAUUUUUUUACAAGAAAGGUUGGCGAGGCAUGGUCUUAUGACUGGGCGUCUUAUAAAAAUAAGCUGAAGACAGUAAAUGCUCCUAUUGCGUCUGAGUUAGCAUUAUAUACUCCACCAGUAACACCUAGUAGCGACGGUCAUCAGAAAGAUUCCUUGCCAAGUGACAUCAUGGGUUUCACAACAGCUCAUGAAUUAGAAAAGGAAGCCAGUGGUGUGUUCGCAAGUAGUGGAAACAUAAUGUUAACAAAUAGUGGGAAGAUUCUUCAACAAGAGAAUCAAAAAACACCAAAACUGACUUUGAGUAGCCACGUUAAAAGUAUUGUACCCGUUUGUACCAAUUCUAAGCCAGUUAUAGAAAGCAUAAAUUCAGAAAAGAAGUUAGCACUUAGUAACUUUGAUAUCAGUUUUUUAAAGGAAAAUAGUAUUGACCGUGCUAGCGGUAACUCAGAUGUAAAUGAAACCAUUCAACAAAGUGAACUAAGAACCAGCAUUGUAGAAAAUGUACAAUCUGGUAUGAAGUGUACGAAAACCUUAAUUAGUCAUACGAGUGUAAUUGAAGAUGGAUUCGAUACCAUCAUACCUCUGCAGUUGAAUUCUAAAGAUAUUACAACUAUACCUACAUGUGACAAACCGAGCAUACCUAUUAAUCGAUGUAAUAAUAUUGUACCUAAUGAAGGUUAUGUAGAAGAAGAGGAUAUUCAAAAAGAGUGUAAAAAUGUGCAGGGAAUGAAUGAAGACAAAGAUUUUCCUAAAAUUGUAAGCAUUGAGAAGACAAAUUUUGCUAUCAAUGGCAUUGUAGGUAAAACUAUUGGUUUCCAUUCAAAAUCCUCCACAGGUGUUAAUACUCCUGAAGAAGUUUGCGUUGUAAAUACUGUUCCAAGAGAUAUAAAAGUGAUAAAAGAUAGAUGCAACAUUUCCAAAACUCAGUCAAGGAUAGAAUUACCAUUAGAAUUAAAUUCUAGUCAAAAUAAUCAGGAGCUAGUUAUAAAUACUAAUUGUGUUAAUAUGAGUUCACCAAACAUUCAAAUAACAACAAUGAAGGUAGAUGGAUUGCCUCCAGUAACUCUUGCUUACGAAGUAAUAACAAAUGAUGUAACUGAUGUUAAACCUACUAUAUCUGAUAUGAGUGGUUCAUGUAAUGCUGCACAAAUUGGUACUUGUAGUAAACUCAAAACUGUUCCUGGACCUUUAAAUAAUAAUCGGCUUAAGCGUUCAAAACGUCAUAAUAAACGAAAUUUGUCAGAAGGAAAACGAUAUGAGAAGUUUAGCUUUACUGCUCUCCAGAAUCAAAUAGAAAAUGGUAAAAGUACUAAUACUUCUGAGGAUUCAAAAGAAAUAUCAAUUGUAGAUGGCGAUCUUUCUAUGAAUACUAUUCAGAAGAGUGUUCCAAGUAUACCUGCUGCUACAUUAACAAGUGAUUUAAUGGCUUCAUCUAAUUGUAGUUCUUCCGAGACUUAUCCAACUAUAAAUUCUGAUGAAACCAAUAUUUUAUUGUCAGAGCCAAAUAUUGAGUUAACUAUCAGUAAUUUUAUAUCAUCAUCCACAAAUGUGCCUAAUGACACAUCACAACCAGAUUGUGACACAAAUUUGGAAUGCUUAUUAGAUGACUUAUUAGUCAACCAUUGUCAUGUUUCCCAAGAAGCAAAUGAUGAUUGGUUGAUGUCUUUGCUAAAUUAACUAUAUUGAUUACUUUAGUGAAAAGUGAGCUUUUGUGUUAUACAAGAAAGGAGUUAAGCAGUUAUGUAUUUUGAGUAUUUUGUUUACUUUGUUACCUGAGGCAUUAGCUAAUGUAUUAAAGCGCGAUACCAUACUAAAUACCACUUCAUAAUUAAAUAACUACAAUACUUAAUAGGAUAAUUUGUCAAAGCCCCAAAAUAAUUUUUUUUCACCCUGCAGAUAAAAUUUUCCUUUUGUAAUAAAUUUAGUAAGCAGAAUCACUAUACGUCUUUAUUUCAAGAAAGAUCAUAUUUCUGUGCAUGGUAGAUCUCAUGUAGUUUUUUUAACAUGCAUAUUUAUAAUUAAUGCGGUGUUCACUGUGUAGUUCACUCAUCAGUGCACUCAUAUUUAGUCAGCAACUGUUAUUUUUUAAGACUGCUUAAGUGACAAUAUUUAAGUGAAAAUUUGGCUAUGUACAAAUUGAAUUAUUUAGAUAUAAAGGAGGUGUUCUUAAUUGUUUAAUACUAUUAUAAUUAGUAUAUAUUAUAAUCAAAGGUUUUCACAGGAUUAUGAUGUAUUGUAACUUAUCCAAUUCCAUUUUAUAUAUAACAUGUAAUAUCUGUAUGCAAAAUCGUGGAAAAUAUUUUUAAAAGUUAUCAAUCAAAUCAUUCCACAUGGUGGUUUACAUUAAUUUGCAAGAUAGUGGUACAACUGCAGAGAAUUUUUAAACUGUUGAGCAUUAAUUACAAAACAUCAUGGUUCUGGUGAUAUGUAAAUACUGCAUAAGAUUCAUAAAUUGUAAUUUGACAAAACCUUUUUUAUGUGAAAGUAGUGAGAAACUUAUGUUACACAAAUUACAUUGUUUUAUUUCAGCAAAAUUCUGUUAGUUUUAUCGAUUGCUUUCGAGAUACGAUUUUAAUUAACAUGAUGGAAUAUUGUCGCGUAGAACAAUGUCGAAAGCAUACCUCGAGAAUGACAGGGAAUAAAUUACUUCAUUCAGUUGAAUGUUA
This is a messenger RNA of Orussus abietinus, 2923 nucleotides long. RefSeq lists its product as uncharacterized. Bases 123 to 1934 code for a protein of 603 amino acids. Lineage: Eukaryota; Metazoa; Arthropoda; Insecta; Hymenoptera; Orussidae. The transcript is spliced from 4 exons. The record is from RefSeq and is a predicted model, not a curated record.